AUGGCCGGGUUCUCCUGGCGGGAAGAAGUGCCUGCCUGUGUAGACAAGCUCGUGCCCUACAAGGGCCAAGAAAGAGAUGAAGAAGCGCAGCGCCCACUACAAGAAGGCCAAGCUGCCGUUUGCCUCUUACACUGUACUCGACGGCAACCUAUUGACAGGGAAGAACCCCGGGUCGGCUACGGAGACCGUGAAGAAGGUCGUCGCCGCCCUCAGCAAGUCACGAACGUCGUUACCGACCACCUGGUUAGUAGGCAAGGUGGAUGUCCACUCACGCCGAUCCGGCAGCCGGAUCGCACGGGCCCUUGCCGGCAUUAG
Molecule: messenger RNA, 315 nt
Organism: Aspergillus alliaceus
Lineage: Eukaryota; Fungi; Ascomycota; Eurotiomycetes; Eurotiales; Aspergillaceae
Exons: 1
Coding region: 1-315 (104 amino acids)
Source: RefSeq, a predicted model, not a curated record